AUGGCUCCCGUGGGUGUGCCGGUACGCGUCCGUGCACCCGCCGCGGACAAGGACGCGAUCCACGGCAAGAAAGAAAAGCGCGAGCGAGGCGUCUCGUUGGACCUCGGCUCGUCGGAAAGGCCGCAACGCGAAGAUGAAGACCGCGAGGGCGGCAUCGAUAAGCCCGACACGCCCGGGCCCUUCGGAUCACCGCCCGCGCGCUCUCCGCUCCCCAAGCGGCUGAAGAUGCGCCUCGAGAGGCAGGAGUUGCCCGCCGAGGACAUCGCGGCGCGCGUCGACGCGAGACUCGCCGCGGCGGAGCGCAAGAGGGAGGUACGCGCCCGCACAAAAAAGCCAAGUCCCCGGUCCUGUCUCAAGUCCCAGUCAGCACCGGAAGAAAACGGUCGCGAGACAAGACGUUUCUCGAGUUGCCAAACCAAAGAAAACCAAAACUUUGCCUCGGAGGAGGCGCUCGAGCGGACGCGCGCCAAGGCCAGGGCGGCGUCGCUUCGCGUGCGCAGAGCCGCGGUGAACCGCGCGAGGCACCAGUCGGAACUCGCCGAGGCGCACCGCCGAAAGAUGGACGCAGCUUCCGCGAACCGAUCUUCUUUCCUGGAGCGCCGGCGGACGGUCGCGCGGCGCCUGGCGGCGGGCGCGCGCCACCGCGCGGAUGACGACGACGACGACGACGACGCGUCAUCGCCGCGCGCACCCGCCCCCUCCCCCGACGCCGCCGCGGACUCGAUACGCCGCGCGUGGCUCUCGUUCAGGAGCGAGGGCGGCACGACCGAGGCUGUCGCGUCGAGAUACCGCCACCUCGGCCUGUCCAGUGCGACCGCGGUGUCGUCGGUCGACUUCGACGCCUUCGCCCGCAGGCUGUCCACGCCGAGCGUCCUGCGCGCCACCCGCGCGAUGCUGACGCGCGCGCAGCACAGGCUCGCCGCGCGCGGGCGGGAUCGGCCGUCCGCCGGCGCAUCCACGGGCGGCGCGGCGGUCACCCCGGGUCACCGACGGUUUCUGCCGCCGAGGUCGGCAAAGGAAAAUAACCCAAACGGCGCUCUCGAUCGACGAGACUCGCUCGACUCCGUCGACGAGGCGUUCCCCACGCGCGUCGUGCUGUGCGCGUACAUGAUCGUGGCGCACCCGGAGACGGUGCUGUCCCCCGGCAGCGAGUUACGCGACGACGAGGACGACGAGAACGAGGACGAGAACGAGAACGAGAACGAGAAGGAGGACGAAAAACGGGGAGGAUUGCGAAAAAGCAAUCGCCGGUGGGGCGGCCGCGACGGCACCCUCCACGCCUCCGCCGGACGCCUCGUCGCCGCCGUAGACGCCAUGGUCGAUACCUCCGUUAACGGCGCGAUGUCACGCCCCAGCGUGGACGCCUUCGUCGCCGCGUGGGACCCGUACUUAACCGACUUUUGCGCUUGGAAGAGCGCAGACGCCGUCGCGCUGGAGCGCGAGCUCGUCGCCGCCGCCGUCGCGCUGGAAACCUCGCACCUGCGAACGUGCGGGUCGGACAGCCGAUCUCAACCCUUCCACCCAAACUCCGACGAGGCGGCGGUGCGGGAAGCGUGCGACGUCGAUAAGGCGACGCUGCGAAGCAAGGUGGUCGCUUUGGGCGGCGUCGAAGCGGCGGCGAGGUUCGACGACGCGAUGGCGUCUGCGCUCGCGAAGGUGGAGGCGGAGGAGGACGAAAAUGCGGCGGAAAAAGUGUCGGACAAGUCGGAAACGUCGGAUACGUCGUCGUCCGGUGACGCGGAGGAGGCUGCGAGGAGGAGGAAGGAGCGCACCGCGCGGAGGAUGGACGCGCGCGCGGCGAUGCGAGAGGCGAGGACCGCGGCGUUUCGGCGGAGAGUCGCCGAGCGAGCCGCCGGCGCCGAUCCACGCGCCGCCGCCGCCGCCGCCUCCUCUGCCGGGGGCGGGCUGGCGAACGAGGCGAUGAUGCACGAGCUGCUCAUCGACCCGGACUGGAGGCUGGCGGGACCGAGCGACGCGACGCGGGCGUUUAAAACGGCACAGGACGAGCCGAACCGUCACUCCGGACGCGAACAGUCGCCGGAGUCGCGGAUCCGCGAACAGAUGGAACGCGCGUUCUGGGCGCAGGCGGUCGAAUCCAUCGCCGCCGUCGCCGACGUGGACGAACGGGCUGAACGCGACGCCGGUCCCGCGUGCGACGCCGGAAGGGCUCGGGCUCUCGCGCCCGUCGCCGAGCUCCGCGCCGAGCUCGAAUCGCUCGCUCGGACCCGCGAGGACGCCGCCGCGAUUGACGCGUUGAGGGACGACGCCGUCGCCCCGGCGCUCGGGCUGGCGGCGAGAGACCCGUCAGUUGCGGGAGACGUGUUGGGCGCCGCGAUGCGCGGCGCGGUGGCGAUGAUACGGCGCCACGAGUCCCUCCAAAGCGGCUUCGAUACCAAACGAGCCGCGGACGCUCGAGCCGACGAGGUGGAACGGUCGACGGCGGCGGAGACGGCCGCCGCCGUGACGCAUUCAAAAAACGGCGACUACCCACGCGCCGCGAGGGCGAUGGCGAGGGCGAUGACGCGAUCCCUGCGCUUCUGCUUCGAGGAGCUGCGUCGGGUGCGACGCGAGGGUGCCAACGCGGCGCUCGCCGCUUUGGCGCCCCUCGCGACGGGCGCCGAGGGCGCUCGGUGGGCGCGGCACAGGUUCGCGACCAGGCGCCGUCUGCCCGAGCCCACGUCGUCCUUCGACGCGGACGGGCGGGAGAAGGUGGAGGUGGACGCGAGGUUAGCGUCGGCGGCGCUGCCGGUGACGCGCGCGUGGCUCGCCGCGGCGGUUCCCCUGGCGCACCGCGCGGACGCGUCGCUGCCGCGGAUGCCCUCGGCGGAGGAGUGGCGGCUCAAAAACGGCUCAAAAACGCUCAAAAACGCCGGACAAAACGCCGGACAAAACGCCGGACACGACGGAAGACACGACGGAAGACCGGCGUCCCCGUCCAUCCCGACGCCGGCGUUGAUCCGUUCUGGGAGGGUUCACGCGCCGCGGAUCCCCGCUCUCCUUGCCGACGGCGAGGAGAGGAAAGUCGCCAAGCGACUUCGAGCCGACGAGGCGCUUCGACAGGCGUGGGCGCCCACGAACGCGUCCACCCCCGAGGGGCUCAGCCGCGUCGCGCUGGCGUCGUUAAUCGCCGACCCGAACCCUCACGAUCCACACCGGACGCUUCCGGAGACGCUCGAGUUCGACGCCGAGCGGUUGGCCACGCUCCAGAACGAGUUUCAGAGAAUCGCGGUAUCCGCGGCGUGCGUUAAAAUCGCGCGGGAUGCCGUCGUUCGAGCCAAGACUUUGGACAAAAGCGACGCCAAAAUCAGGGACCUCCCCGACUUUCGCAGGAGGCUGGACGUGCUCCUCGCGGACCCGACGGUGCGGGUGCCGGACCUGGCGGCGGAGAUUGCCGCGCGGGUGGCGAGGUCGGCGCAAAAACCGCCGGAGACGUUCGCAGCCGCCGCGGCGACGAGUGGCCAAAAGUACCGACCAAACUCCGUUGACGUCGCCGCCGCGGAGGCGGAACUGCGGGGACUGACGGACCCGUCCGCGCCGGGCGGGGCGGCGCUCCUCGACGCCGUCCGCGCGGCGUUGGCGACGCGGUUGCUGGUGGGACCGGACAUCGUGUCCGCGACGGGCGGGAGGGACGCGAGCGCGGCGGCGGUCGCGGCGGCGGCGCUGGCGCAGGCGCUGGCGGCGCAGGGACUGGAUGGGGAGAUUGGCGUGGCGGUGGCUGGGGACGUCAAGGCGCUGGCGGGUGGGGCGAUGCGGUCGAUCGGGCGGGUGAACUGGCUCGUGCACGGACCGAUGUACGAGUCCGUGGGAGCCGAAUUGCUGGCCGAGGACGACGAGCUCUGA
Messenger RNA from Micromonas commoda, 3840 nucleotides. RefSeq lists its product with no specific name. NCBI's taxonomy places the organism in Eukaryota, Viridiplantae, Chlorophyta, Mamiellophyceae, Mamiellales, Mamiellaceae. The record is from RefSeq and is a predicted model, not a curated record. Gene Ontology annotation, biological process: signal transduction. The transcript is spliced from 2 exons. The coding region runs from base 1 to 3840 and encodes 1279 amino acids.